UGCUCACGAUGAGCUGCUGCACAAAGAAAAUAGUUCCUACACCAAACUGUGGAUUAUGUGAGAUAAGAUCAGAUGACCAGGUCAGGAUUUACCGACCGAAACACUGAGUUUUUCAAACAUAUUUUUUGACACUGCAGCCGUAGUUAAGUGUCACCUACUUUCAUUAAACUUACUUAGAUUAGCUGGAAAAUACAAAGAAUGUAUUUAAAGUUAAAUGCAAAAAACCUUUACAUCCAGUGGAGUAGCAUUUCAGAGUGUGGUAUUAGUACUUUUACUUAAGUAAAAGAUCUGAAUGUGUCUUCCACCGCCAGUUAUCAAAGAAAAGUACUUUCUCCUCUGAAGUGUAGUGAAGUAGAAGUACACAAAAGAAAUACUAAGGUAAGUACAAAGCUGUAGCUGAAAACAGAACUUGAGUAAAUGUAUUUGGUCACUUUCCAACCACUGAAACAACUUCAUCAAUGUUCAUUCAUGUGAAGAUGAUGAAAUUCUCCACAUUAAUAAAACGCCGUGUCGUCAGCAGCAGCUCAACAGCGCCCCCCCAGUUGCUGCGGAUGAACCCGGAACUGCACCCCGACGCUGAGUAAUCUGUGCGAGUGCGUGCGUGUCUGUGGGUGUGUUCAGGUCGAUCUACUCGUUGCUGAUGCUUCAUGAUCAUCACAGCUCCGGGUCCCACCGUCACUCUCAGGUCUGGAGACGGGAUUGGUUUUAUCCGCUGGUGAUCCGUCGACCGAACUGAUCCCGACAUCCCAAACACACCACCGACAUCUUGGCUGUUUUUGCUCAAAACACCACCCGUCUCCUCCCCACGGACCGAGUCGCUCUCAGAGGCUUUUAGCAGGAGGGCAGUCAUGGCAGAGCACCUGUCCCAGAGCGAGCUGGACUACCCCUUCAAACUCCUGGAGUAUUUCAACGGCUUCAGGGUCUCCAAGGUAAUAUUUUCAGCAUGUGAGCUGGGACUGUUUGACCUCCUGCUGAAGUCCCAGGAGGCCCUCAGUGCCCAGCAUGUAGCCCAGGAGCUGAGCACCAGUGUGGACGGGAUGGAGAGGCUGCUGGACGCGCUGGUGGGCAUGGAGAUCCUGGAGGUUGAGACCACAAACGGGACAGCUUUGUACAGCAGCACUGAUGUGGCAAAUCUUUAUCUGGCUAAAGGCAGCGCCAAGUCUCUCCAUGACGCGAUCAUCUACCAGUCUCAGACCAUCUACCCGCUGUGGAACAACGUAACGGACGCCGUCAGGGAGGGGAAGAAUCAGAACGAGAAGACCUUUGGCCUUCCAUCGGAGGAUGUUUUCCAAACUAUUUACAGAUCAGAGGAGCAGAUGCUUAAAUUCAUGGGUCUGAUGAACUCCUCGUGGGUUCUUGACGGACACGACAUUGUGACCGCGUUCAACCUCUCCUGCUUUCGCAGCAUAGUCGAUCUCGGAGGUUGCACUGGCGCUCUGGCCCGUGAGGUGGCGAAGGCGUAUCCGUCCUCCUCCGUCACCGUGUUUGACCUCCCGCAGGUUGUGAAAAUGGCUCAGAAACAUUUCUGUCAGGACGACGAAGCCGUCGCAUUUCAAACAGGAGAUUUCUUCAGCGGUGAAAUCCCUCCUGCUGACCUGUACAUUCUGGCCAGAAUCAUUCAUGACUGGCCUGAAGAGAAGUGCCUGAUCCUGCUGAAGAAGAUCUAUGACACCUGUAAACCAGGCGGCGGCGUCCUGCUGGUGGAGUGCUUGCUGUUCGAGAACCGACGAGGGCCCAUCAUGGCUCAGCUCUUCUCCCUCAACAUGCUGUUGCAAGCAGACGGCAAGGAGCGUCCACCAUCCGAGUACACCAGCAUGCUCAACAGGGCUGGCUUCUGCAACGUUCAGGUGUGCCGGACCGGCAAGUCCUACGACGCCAUCCUGGCCAUCAGAUGAGCUCGUUUGGGAGGUGGACGUAAACAUAAGCUAUGAAAAAAAACUGUAGCCAGACCAGUUUAUGUUGUUAUGAUUACAGUUCAGUAUUUUUCUUACUAAAAUAGACAUUUUCUGGAGUGAAGUUCCUGCUGGAUAAAAUGUUUUAUCAACACUUCCCUCUUAAAGUAAUGCAUAAAGUAAAUACAUGUUUCUGCAUCUUCGUAAAGAAUGAGAGAAGUUGCAUUAGAUUUAGUGGAAUCAGUUCAGGUUAAAAGACUAGCUUCUGGGAAAUACACUAAUUUCCUUUCAGCCAGGUAGCUUAGCUUAGUUUAGCUUAGCAUAAAGACUGAAAACAAGUGGAAACAGCUAGCCUAGCUCUGGCCAAAGGCAACAAAAUCUACACAUGGAAAAGCACAACCAGUUCCCAUCAAUAAGCGUGCUUUUGUAUCUUGUUUGUUUUAUCUACAAAAAUUUGUGGUUUCUGGGUAUUUCAAGUCUUUAAGCUGAGCUAAGCGAACUGGCUCCUCCUCCUUUUAAUGUCAGCUGGUCACAGCCACCUGUAUAUAUACCAGAAUCAAACACUGAAUAGUGCUGGGUAUCAUUUCAGAUUAUUAUUUUAUCAUUGGUCACGAGCAUAUAAAGAUGGCUGACGCAUUUCCACUUCUUCCCACUCUGCCAAAACGAAACCAAAAUAUCCUGGACACGAGUGCUGCCAUCUUGUUCUGGUGACAUCAUUCUUGAAUUUCCCUCAGGAUCAAUAAAGUAUCUAUCUAUCUAAAAAAAAUGACACUUCAACACAUAUCAGUAUUAAAAUUACUUAAAAUGAGGAAAAAAAUUAUUUGACAUGUAUUUAACAUGUUUUUAGUUUGCUUGAUUUGCUUCAUUUAGCAGAUGAAGCCACCAGGGGGCGAUACUGGUGUUUUGGCUUCAUUUCUGCGUAGCUCUAAUGUCGUCCAUCUUCAUGUACAGCCAGUAGUCACAAUGUUUCUGGUGUAUUCCAGAAAUUAUAAAUCAAUAAAUGACAAAUUUGGAAAAGAUUAUUUUUUACUAUUUAAGAUGAAAACCAACAAUUUCUUAUCAUGUUUUUUUUAGGGAAAUAUAAAAACAAAAAGGUAAAAAUCCAGCUGUGUGUUGAGAUGUUAUGACUGUGUUAUGAUGUUAUGUUGUAACUGUGUUUUCCCAGCUUUCUGGUUCACCAUGAUGAGUUCAGGGUCCCUCUCAGACUGCAUGUCGAUCAGCUCGCUCAGCAAGCUUUAGCUUUCCUCCGUCCUUCCACUGCUGGUGUUAAAAAGUUCUCAUUUUUAAUCUGUCAGUCAAAGUGUGACUUUGUAGUCGAAGGAAGAAUCACUGUAGUAGUUAUUUUUUUUAACUGUUCUUAUUUAUGUUUGGUGAAUUUCCAGAACAUCAGAAAGUAGUUUACAUCAUCUCUGCUCUAUAUUAUCACUAAAAAUGUAUUAAAUACAUGCAGAAUAACAGUGUGUGAGGAGCAGGAAAAGAAAUUCUGUUUACAUUAUUUUCUGUGAAUUACAUGUUAUCAUGCAGUAAGGUACAGGUCAGUCCACAUGCUGGCAGGACGCAUCCUGCACAUUAAAUCAAAGAAAUGCAUCUGGUUUGGUCUUUGGAAAGAGUUUUUUUUUUUUAAUGUUGUUCUUAUUAAUAAAUCAGUGAGUAUGUCGGGUUUGGGGUUAGUUUUAAUGUAGCAGUCUUUUGUUAUUGCUGUUUUUCAGUGGUGGGAGAAAUAUUAAGAUCCUGUACUUGAAGAAUUUCCCUUUGGGGAUAAAUAAAGGAAUUCUGAUUCUGAAUCUGA
This is a messenger RNA of Scatophagus argus, 3681 nucleotides long. It is a transcript of the gene asmt2, whose product is annotated as acetylserotonin O-methyltransferase 2. The record is from RefSeq and is a predicted model, not a curated record. Bases 849 to 1895 code for a protein of 348 amino acids. Gene Ontology annotation, molecular function: acetylserotonin O-methyltransferase activity. Gene Ontology annotation, biological process: methylation; melatonin biosynthetic process. The transcript is spliced from 9 exons. NCBI's taxonomy places the organism in Eukaryota, Metazoa, Chordata, Actinopteri, Scatophagidae.